Messenger RNA from Lineus longissimus, 849 nucleotides. RefSeq lists its product as uncharacterized. Lineage: Eukaryota; Metazoa; Nemertea; Pilidiophora; Heteronemertea; Lineidae. The coding region runs from base 1 to 849 and encodes 282 amino acids. The transcript has a single exon. The record is from RefSeq and is a predicted model, not a curated record. Gene Ontology annotation, molecular function: peptidase inhibitor activity.
AUGUUACAUUCAACAAUCCUGCUCGUCCUUCUGAUUAAUGUACCGCUCGGUUUUACCCAGAAAGUUCAAGAGGGCACACAGCUAAGUGCAAGGGAGAAAUCGAUCGCAAGAUAUUCGGCCAGCGUGUUGGGAUGGUUACCCGAGUCUGCGAUACGACGGAUCAAGCCUAUACCUCCUUCAGCAGUAUGUAAGAACGAGUCGGACAAUGGCCGCAACUACUUUGACCGAUGCAACUGGUGUCACUGCGCUGAUAUCGGGGAGGCGUACUGUACCCGGAAGGCGUGUCCGAUUCGACCUGCCGUGCUGCCACGAAUCCGACCGUUACCGGCUGCCGUUAUGUGCACCAAGGAGAACGCAGGAAAGUCUUACAAUGAUGGCUGUAACAUGUGCAUCUGCCCAACCGGCAAGGCCAGUGAAUACGCAGCGUGCACCCGGCGUGCCUGUCCCCCUGUGCUACCAUUCAAAGAUAUCGUUGUGUCCACAACCGAGGCGACUUGUCGUGACCAUUCAAACGGGACAGUGUUUUAUGAAACCGAAUGCAAACUCUGCAUCUGCACGGGAUUGGAAACAUCAUGGUGUUACGACCAAGAGCGCCCAGGCUGCCAGCGCCCAGUGAUGAACAAGUUUCAGGAACGUGCCCGUGCGCGUGUUUUGUCAGGCCGCACUAGAUCACGCGACGAUAAAGGAGACGCACCGACUGCUAUCCCGAGGGUCACCGAAAGGACCGCUUGUCUGAGUUCUUCUGACAAGGGCAGGACGUACUUCGACGGCUGCAACUGGUGCCAGUGCAUUGGUGUCCAUCGAUCGCUGUGUACCUGGAGAAGCUGCAAAAGGAAGCAUAGGAAUUAA